Molecule: messenger RNA, 453 nt
Organism: Closterium sp. NIES-65
Lineage: Eukaryota; Viridiplantae; Streptophyta; Zygnematophyceae; Desmidiales; Closteriaceae
Source: the annotation of a GenBank genome assembly
AUGUCGGGCUCACGACACCUGUGUAUUUCAGACGAGGCGGCCAUAGAGCGCCUGGUGGACGAGGUGCUGGCGGGCAACCCCAAGCAGCUGGAGCAGUUCCGCGCCGGCAAGACCAAACUGCAGGGCUUCUUCACCGGGCAGGUGGGCUUCUUCACCGGGCAGGUGGGUUUCUUCUCCGGGCAGGUGGGCUUCUUCACCGGGCAGGUGGGUUUCUUCUCCGGGCAGGUGGGCUUUUUCACCGGGCAAGUGGGCUUCUUCACCAGGCAGCUUGGUGGGUUGGUGAGUGAGAGAGCAGGUGGGUUGAGUGAGAGAGCAGGUGGGUUGCAUGAACAGCUGGGCGGUAAUGGGGCGCCGAGUUGUGAGGGAAUUGAGGUAAUGAAGGCAUCGGGGGGUCGAGUGAACCCGGCGCUCAUGAACAAGAUUUUAAUGAAGAAGCUUCACGCAUCAUCGUGA